GUCAAAAAUUUUCAUUUUGUGUGUCCAUCCCAUUACCUUUGCCGUGUGGUGUCCCGUCCGUGUGUUUCAUUGAAAAUUCUCUACGGGUCGAGAACGAAUCAAAUCAUCGUUGUUAAGGCUUAAAACUAGACAAAGACUAUAAUUUAAUUAUUCUCUAAUUCUAAUAUUUGAUUGCAUUGUAAUUUGUUACUUGUUAUCUUCAAAUUCUAAGCAAACCAAUAAAAUCCAACCCCUAAAAUUUUAUCGAGAACCUUGGUGUGUUUUUUUCCCUGUGCUAUCUUGUUAUCUUCUUCCAUUCAUUCGGAAAAAAAGUGAGUCUUUGCUGCAAACAAAAGAACACAAUUUUUAAAUAAUUUUUUGCACUCCUUACCACAAAAUAUUCACAAAGUGUCGAAGUUGGUUGGGUACAAAAAAUACUGACAUAAAUAAAACGAAAUAAAACGAAUUUGUUAUAAUACAAUAGCCAUAACCACUUCACUUCGCCAUCGCAUCGCCAGUCGCAGUCGAGUUUAGUUCGAGUCGUGGAGUCGGAGUCAUAGAGUCGUGGAGUACUGGAGUGUGUUGUACUUGUUCCUAUUAUCAUCAUCGGUUUUUUCAUUCGCGACUUUGGUUGUUUGUUUGUUUUUCUUUGCAUUAUCGUGUGUUGUGUAGCUACUAGUUUGGUUACCCGCGAACCGUGAGUGUGACUACUAUUGGCACUGGGUUCUAUCGUUCUUUGAUUCUACUUUUGCACGCGAAAAAUUCACAAAAGUCUCGAACGGCGGCUGUGUCUGUAUUAUUGGGAAUCGUAGAAAUUCAUAGGAAUUCGUUAGAAAGCGCAACUCUAGAAUAAUCUUUUUUCUCUAUUCCUUUGAAUAUAAAUUCGCGGGUUUUCUUUUUUGGUUUGGUAUUUUAUCUAACUGCUGGCUGCGGUGAUUGUGUAGGUAUCCGACGGUAUUGGCUUUGAAGCUUCUUCCUUGUCGUCGUCGUUCUGCAAACAACGGCAGCAUCUCUGUGAACCUACCUAUCAUUAUAAUAAAACUUCAGGUCACCGAACCUAGGCUUUUUUUCUUCUGCUACUGCUGCUUCAGAGUGCUUGUCAUCAGCACACAACCAGAUUUAAAAAUAUAAAAAAAGAAGAAAAGACAAGAGUCAAUAUACAACAACGACACAUUGCACGCGAUACUCAUAAGAAACACCGAACCGUGUCGUAUAUAACAGAAACCAUAUAGAAGGCUGUGAGUUGAGAGUUGUUAUUCACUCGAAAAAAGGAUUAUCUUCUAUCUCCUCGCCCAUCAAGCCAACCUGAAAAGAAGUGAUAAAUUCCAAGUUUGAACUUUGAAGUAAAAAAAAGAGCUGACGAAUAGGAAGACGGAGACAUAAAAGAGAUUCGCCAAAAUGGGAAAGUACAGUGGUAAAAAAUGUCGACUACUUUCAAUGAUGUGGCUGACGGCGUUCUUUUUCUUUGUCGAAAUCGUCGUUGGAUAUGUGACAAAUUCAAUGGCACUUGUGGCAGACAGUUUUCACAUGCUUGGCGACAUAGCCGCUUUAGUCAUAUCAUUCUUAUCAGUUAAGAUGUCGCCAAAAAAAUGGUCAAAAAACACAUUCGGCUGGGCCAGAGCCGAAGUCCUUGGUGCUUUAGUGAACGCUGUAUUUUUAGUUGCUUUAUGUUUUAGUAUUACGAUAGAAGCGUGUAAAAGAUUUAUCGAAGAAGAAACGAUACACGAACCUAAACUUCUAUUGAUCGUGGGUGUUUUAGGUUUAUUAGUCAAUGUGAUAGGUUUAUUUUUGCUUUAUGAACACGGAGGACAUCAUGGUCACUCUCAUGGUGGCUUGACAAGGAAUCAUAGCCGCAUCAAUGAACUAGCCAAUGUAGAUGAAGGAGAAGGUGAUAAUAAUUCGUUUACAUACCAAAACCAGGACAAGUCUGCAUUGAAGAAAUCAAGCCACGGACAUAGUCACGAUCCUGGUUCAAUGAAUAUGCGAGGAGCAUUCUUACACGUUCUUAGUGAUGCUCUCGGUAGUGUAAUUGUUGUACUAAGUGCAUUGAUUGUAUGGAAGACAAAUUGGAAAUAUCGUUUCUACAUGGAUCCAGCACUAUCGAUUGUUCUUGUAUUACUAAUUUUGCGAUCAGUUUGGCCGCUUCUUAGGGAAUCAGCUUUAAUUCUAUUACAAACAGUUCCAACACAUAUUCAGGUAGAUGCUAUUCAAAGAAGACUACUCGAAAAAGUCGAUGGCGUAUUGGCCGUUCAUGAAUUCCAUGUGUGGCAAUUAGCUGGUGAUCGAAUCAUUGCUUCUGCCCAUAUCAGAUGCCGCAAUUUGUCUGAAUAUAUGAAAAUUGCCGAAAAAGUGAAAGAAUUUUUCCAUAACGAGGGAAUCCAUUCGACGACAAUUCAACCCGAAUUUGUUGAAAUUGAAGGAUGCAACAUGUCCGAUGGUACAUCCAGUUUAAAUAUGAGUGGAUCAGAUUGCUGUGCACUAGAUUGUCCGACAACAGAAGAAGGAUGUGUCAAAGCCACCUGCUGCCAAACUAACAAUAAAGUUUCACAACUGCCAUCACCGGCGAAUUCUCCGUACUUAUGUCGCCAAAGAAAUUCUACAAGGAAUACAAAUGAUAUUGAAUCAGGUUCCCUAUUGGAAUCUGUUACAACAGCCGCCAAUUUAAUAAGCAAUCCACCAGGAGCGCCUCCCACUGCUCAAAAUGAAGACACAACAAAAGUCAUAGUUUGACAAAAUAAAAGCCAAAACAAGAAGCCAGUUAAACUCCAUCAUAACAAACAAAAUUCACACCAAAAACUAAAUCAACAAAACGAUCACACAGACCUAGAUUCAGAAUCAUCCCACAAACUAUUUUCACUAUCGUCAUCAGCAAUAAAAGAAAGAAAAAGCCAAUUACCAUUAGCAUCAUUAUCAUCAUUAUCGUCAUCAUCCGUUUCGGCUGCAAAUACAAGUAAAUUUGAAUUGAAUUUCGUCAAAUUACCACAACCAUUUCGAAAGUCUGAAAGCCGUUUACCAAAUGCAAACAUUUUCGCCAGUGCACUAAAGAGAACACCCAAUUCUCAACGAAGACUACUCCUUAAGGCGGACGAUGAUAAAGAUAAUAAUUGCAGUAGCCCGCCGGAGGCUAUUGCUGCUGUAAGUGGUGGAAGUCCAUUGGUUCUGAGAGUGUCAACAGUCGAAGUAAGUACUAGCCAUUAUACUUCCAACAAUAACAAACACCCUGAAUCCAUGGACCGUAAUGACGAGCCACUUACCAACUGCAAUGGACACUGUGAAAUUCACAAUGAAGAAAACAACAAAAACAGACUGAACAAUAUGCAUUGCCAGUGCAAUAACAAAGCGGCAAUUUCUCCAACUGCCAAUGGCUGAAUGACUACAUAUUAAAAUCAUAAAAACAAAACAAAAACAAAACUUUAGAAUAUUUAUGUGUUUUUUCAAAGCACAAACAAAGGUAAACCCAUUAGACCACAAAAAUCAAGAGAAAAAUUCAAUAGAUUAAAAAAAAACAUUUCACAUAUUUUAAACAAAAAAUAUUAGUUGAAUUUGAAAAUAAAACGUUAACAAUUUUUUAUAAUGUUGUUAGUCUUUGUAACAGUUUAUAAUAAUAAUGAAAAAAUCCCCUAGGUGAGCUUAAUAAAAAAUAAAAGCAAAUAAUAUAACAAACAUAGUCUCGAAGACAAAAAGUGAUGUUGAUUGUAGAUUUAUUUGUGUUUUAAAAUUUAGUGACCAUCCUGAAAUUAUAUUCAGAAUGAGUGUGCAUGCGUGUGUAAGAAACUAGUUGAGUUUAUUUCCAUUUACAACAAAAAAAAAAUAAGAAAGAAAAAUGUUUGUUUUGAAUUUGUUUAGUUAAAGUUAACGUAGAAGAUUAUCGUUCACAAAAAAAAGAAAAGAAUAUUGUUUUGUUAUAAUUUUUGAAAAGGGAAACCAUUGUGUUCCAGCCUUUGAUAGUCUUUUUCCACUGUAUUAUUAAAACUUCAAUCAUAAUGUUAUAUGAAAGAAAUGUAAUUGGUGUUUCAAUAAUUUAGAAACAAAAACAUAAAUGCGUUAUUUGUUCUUAAGGUUUUUAGGACGCGAGAAUUGAAUGUUUCUCUUAGAAAAGUUAUGACUUUGUGUCAGAGUAUUGUAUUCGUAAUUACAAAUUUUUUAAGAUAGCCAUGCCCGUUAAAGAUUCAAGCUAUGUCCCAAAGAAAUAAUAAGCGAAAACUUAAGUUCUAGCAAAUUCUUUUGCGAUAUGCGCAUAUUUUAUUGUAUCAGCAAGUAUGUCUGUUUCUCCCAGAUAUUUUUUGGAUGUGUUUUCGCAAUUCGUUGUAUUAAAAACAAUGAAACAAUUCUAAUUGCAUCAACAACGUUCUAGAGGAAUUGACAACGAAGCAUCUCCGAAAAAAGAGUCGAAACAGAAAAUAAUUUAAAAAUACUCGUCGAAGUUAUAUUCUCGUUGCUGUCGAUGAAAAGAAAAUCUAUCACUUGCUCUCAAUUGCAGUUUUAAUUACAGAAUUUUAAAUUAUUACGCAUACAAAAGCGGCAACAAGCAUUCGUUUCUACUCAUUAAUUUCACUAUUUCUCCUUUAAUCAGCAAUAUUUUUUAUAUCAAAGAAUAAACUUGUCUACCUUUUAAAAUAAACAAAACAAUAUUAAAAUAAAAAAAAUGCGUUUUACAAUUUCCGUUUAGUAUUUUUUAGAUCCUUUAUUAUUUAAUAAAUGUUUAAUUCUGAAACGUA
Molecule: messenger RNA, 4697 nt
Organism: Eupeodes corollae
Lineage: Eukaryota; Metazoa; Arthropoda; Insecta; Diptera; Syrphidae
Gene: ZnT63C
Exons: 11
Coding region: 1378-2709 (443 amino acids)
Biological process (GO): intracellular zinc ion homeostasis; detoxification of zinc ion; zinc ion transmembrane transport
Cellular component (GO): membrane
Molecular function (GO): zinc ion transmembrane transporter activity
Source: RefSeq, a predicted model, not a curated record